ACAAAAAUGACGCAUUACAAAGAUUUUUGUUUUCUACAAAACAUGCAAUGUAACAAUCGUCACGUUCAAUCUAAAACAUAUAAGGACAUAACUGCCAUUAUACGAGAAGCAAAUAAAAGUGAUUUGUUACAAUUGAUGGAAUUAUUGAUUUCUACGCACGAUUUACAAAUUCAAGUCAAAAUAUUUUCUGUUCUGGCGGCCUAUUUGGUAUCCAAUGGUAUGGAUUACGAAGUCAUUGUGAAGUAUAAUCCAUUCUAUGAAACUAUACAAGACUUACUGAUAAGAGGAUUGCCUCUUAAAGCGGCAACGGCGUUAAAUUUCAUCGUGGCAUUGCUGUGUUUCGAUGAAGGAGACAGGAGUACGAACCUCGCAAUGUAUGCACGAAAUAUGCUGAGGGUUAGCGGUUGCUUGAACACGAUGUGCGAUAUAUUUACUAAUAGUAUGAUGUACCAGGACACGUGGAUUGCCCUCUGCCAAGCUUUGGCAGAAACUUGCCGUGGUUGCAACGCCAAUCAAAGCUAUUGCUCACAUUUGAUACCUGUGUGUGUUCAAAGAUGUCGUCGGGGAAAUGUGGACGUAUGUACAGUACUUCUGGAUUUGCUUCGUGAUAAUGAAAAAAAUAUUCAACUAUUUAUUGCAAGUGAAGGUCUAAAUGUGUUUACCAGGCAACUGUUACAGUACAAUACGUGCAUGCAGUUAUUGAACACGAUUGUGGAAAAGUCUGCAGACGCUGUAUCAAUUUUACGGACCACAGAAGUUGUGUACUAUCUACAAGACUUCUUACAUCUAUAUGGUCCACAAUCACAGAUGGGGCAAUGGACAACUAUUAUUCUAUAUAAUUUUGAGGCAAAAGCAGGUACCCCAUCUCUGUCGGCGAUGAGAACCCAAUCACACAGGCCUGGUCUUGCUGACAAUCCUAGAACUGACAAUAAUCGAGAUCGACUUGGACUCCAACAAUUAAUUGAAACUAGGCCCACAGACCCAAGAAAAAAAAAUGAUUUUACUGCUUUACAAGGCGCAAGACCUGUCCUAGUCGAUAAAGUCUAUAAUACGACGGAAAUAAGAUCUAAUGAAAAAAGUUUCCGACGACCAUAUGAAAAAUAUAUUAAUGACGACAUUCAUAUAAAUCCAGACGAUACGGCGACAUUGUUUCAAAAUGUUAUCAAAGAAGUAAUUUUCUGGAAAGGCAAAAGCCACAAUAACGUUAUAAAACGACCUAUGCAAACUUCUAAAGAAAAUAAUAAUGUACUUAGUGUAAGACCACAAUUACCAACAAGUUUUCCAAGUGAGUUGACAGACAGUCAGCUACUGCAGAAAGACUCAGACUUAAAAGAUAUGAGUUUUUCCUUUCUAAGCAAGGACAACGUUAAACAAUUCAGUAAGGAAAACACUGAAGAAAAUAAAAUUAUAAAUUCUAUUGUUAAUGACCACAAAAUGACGUACACUGAAAAAUAUUCUGUUACAUAUGAUAAAGGAAUUCAAACAAGCACUAAUGAUUUUGAGAACUGUAACAAGAUAAGUGUAGUGGAUAUGAAACAUUUCAACCCACCUUUUAUGUCCACCCCGAAACGUUCCGAAAACGAUAAAUUAAGUAAAAUACGUAAGAAGAGAGACUUACGAAAACUCAAAAACCAAUUUAAGCGUGACAAACGCAAUAAUAAAUCCCCAAUUCCCACCAAAGAAAUAAGAAAUUUGUCCAUGAGUGCUAGAUUAUUAAAUGCUAUAAAUGAAUCCUGCACCACGUUUGUCAAAAGUGUUAAGAGCAUUUUCAGACCAAAGCAAAAUAAGGAUAAACAAGAAAGUAAGAUCUGUGAAAAUGAAGACAGAGGAAAUGAUUCGUGCAGUUAUAGUUUUACCAACUAUAUGCGCCAGAGAGAUGCUCUUUUAGAAAAUGUAGACACUGAAAAUGAAAACUCCAGUUCAGAAACCUAUAAAGUAAAUUCGUGCAAAACCUGCAAAGAUACAAUUAUGCUGCAAAACAAGAUGGUAAGCGAUGAUCGCUUGAAGAGAACCGUUAACAAACUCAAGAUUGCUAUCAAUUUAUACGGGUGCGACUUCAAGAAAAUUGCUAAGGCGAUAUGGCCUCGAGACAGAUACAUGACACCAGAUGUACUCUACAAUCUUUAUCGUAAGUUGAUAGUUAACGGAGGUCACGAUAACCACAAAUUUAGACAAAGGGGCACAGACAUUGCACAAAGGAAAAGAAUAAUUUGUGAUACAAUAUCAGAUUAA
Molecule: messenger RNA, 2232 nt
Organism: Pectinophora gossypiella (pink bollworm)
Lineage: Eukaryota; Metazoa; Arthropoda; Insecta; Lepidoptera; Gelechiidae
Exons: 9
Coding region: 7-2232 (741 amino acids)
Source: RefSeq, a predicted model, not a curated record